This is a messenger RNA of Podarcis lilfordi (Lilford's wall lizard), 24397 nucleotides long. The record is from the annotation of a GenBank genome assembly. Lineage: Eukaryota; Metazoa; Chordata; Lepidosauria; Squamata; Lacertidae.
AUGCCUAAGAACAGCAAAGUGGUUAAACGAGAAAUAGAUGAUGAUGUCAUCGAGUCAGUUAAGGAUCUCCUAUCUAACGAAGACUCUGUGGAAGACGCUUUCAAGAAAAGCGAGCUGUCGGUUAAUGACUCGGACGACAAAGAUGUAGAUGUGGAAGAGGGAUCUGAUGUGGAAGAUGAGAGACCAGCUUGGAACAGCAAACUUCAGUAUAUUCUGGCACAAGUUGGAUUUUCUGUAGGUUUGGGGAAUGUGUGGCGAUUCCCUUAUCUGUGCCAAAAAAAUGGCGGAGGUAAGGCUCUAUAUUUACUCGCUGGCUUUGGUUAUGUAAAGAUUGUGACUGUUGGUCCCUGUAGUCUGUGAAUCCCAUUUUUACUCUUAUAGUAAUCAAUGCUGUCUCCCAGACACAAACCAGAUGUAACAUCAGCAGAACAAUCCUUCUGGACAUUUAUGGUGGGGGUAAAGUUACUACCACCACUGUUGCCCUACAGGUUUGCUGUGGGCAGGGCAGGAAUGGGGGAGCUUAUUCCUUUCCAUUGGCUAUAAUUGGAGGGAAUUAACAAUGGCAGCCCUAGAUAGAGGGUUGGGCUAUUUCUGUGAGCCAAGGGACUUACCCAUUAGCAUACAUACUUUUUUUUUGCUGGUGGGGAACCACUAAUUUCACUUCCUAUGGCUCCUCAAUAGGUUUUCUAGUGGAACUUGGCUUGUAUGCUAACCUCAUAUUUGAAGUUUUUUUUUAAAAAAUCCGCACUCUAAAUAUUUGCAUUUAGGGCACACUUUUUUAAAAAAUGCAAAUAGCAGCAAUGGGGGCUGAUAAGUAUCAGGAUCAUAGCAGGUAUCAUGUAAGUAUCAGGAUCUCUUUCUAGACACUGGUUACAUCUCUUUCAAGGAAAAAUCUUUUCUGUUCUUGUUUAAAUCAUUCCUAAAAGUAAUAAUUCAUUUGAUAAGUUUUUUCUAGACCACAGAUUGGCACUAUUAACAUGCUUUUUGCUUCAAUUAAGUAAAUUAAUCAAUUCAUCAGCUGAAAGCAAAGGAUUGAUCACAGGUUGAGCCUUCCAAGUUCCUUGAAUUAAGUGAUUUUAUACUGGAGCACACAAAUCUAUCAUUCUGGAUUAUGACUAGAUUAAAACGUGUCCCCGUUGCCAUGUGGGAUCUGAAGUAAAAGAGCUAACAGCAACUGCUACAAGUCCAUAGCACAAGUAAAGAACGGACAUAAAGUUACUUAAUGAACAAAUUCAACACCAGUCAGAAUUACAUUAAUUCAGAAACAAACUGCAUUGCAGGAUUGUAGCCUUAAUUUUAGUGCUGCUGCCAUGGAUAUGCUACAAUUGAUUCUAAACCUGCACACUGUCCACAACAGUUUGUGGCCACCAAAGAACAAAUUGGGGUUGUCCCCAGCCCUGAAUUAGCUCCCAGAGUUGUAGGGUGGGGAGAGAAAGUUAAAAAAAACACACGUUAGGAUAUGCCGCUAAAAUUAUUUCAAUAAUUGAUCCCCCCCCCAAGUGCAUUUCCAAAGCUUUACAAUUGAUUUGGCAUUUCUUUUCUUUGCCAGUAUAUGAACUUCAGUUUGUCCUGCAAAUUACUGGCAAUUAUUCUUCCUGUAGCUGCAAAACAGGCCUCCUAAACUUCCUGUUGCUCUUCAGAGUUAUUGGAUUUCUCAUAAUUACUGGCUUGCCCUGCCAUUUCUUCAAAUGGGGACAUUUGCAGAUCAUGUUGCUUGGUUUGCAAUGUCAAUAUGUGGAAAAAAAAAUGUGCCUGGAUAUCGGAGCAAUGCAUGCAGGCAUGUAGAAAGAAAGCACAUUGAUUUUUACAUUACAAAUACUGGAAUAUAGCAACUAAAUAUCUAAUCCAUGGGAAGUAUUGUAUCAAUUCCAGGUUCAGAGUAGACCCAUUGAAAUUAAUCAACAUGACUAACUUAGGUCCAUUAAUUUUAGUGAGUAGGGCUAGGAUUGGGUACAACCAACCACGUUAUUAUUAGAGAGUUGAUCCUAGAACAUUUUGAUCAUUCUCACUUCGUGUUUGAAGCAGUCCAUUUUCAGAAGCAGAAGAAAGGACAAGCUCCCUUGAAUUUGGCCUUGCUUACGCCAGCAAACACUUCUGUUACUCUGGCACAUGCUGCAGUUCAGCAGCACGGGAAUUGUAAUGAAACAACACAGGAAUUGCGAGCAAAUGCAUCACAAGGUUACUUACUCACAAGAAGAUCCAGGAAAGGCCAUGCUGCUCCUUGAGUUAACAAACUGCAAUGAUCCUCAAUAUAAGACUGAUAUGGGCAUCUGAAAAUUGAAAGCAAAACUUCAAAUUAGCUUCUUUUACCCCAUGGUGGUAGGGAAGGGCUCCAGACUACUACAAUCAGCCUUCCACUGAGGAAGCAUCACGGCCUUUUAUGUAAUGCAACAUGAAGGCCUUUACUGCCAAAGUGAUUUCCCCUACAUUAUCUCAGCAAGCAGGUUGGCACCAUUAUUUCCAUACGAUGCAGUUGUCAAAGGGUGAGUGCAUGUGCAUGCACAAGAUAGUCACUUGUCAAAACAUCCACAGCUAAGCUUGUCUCCCCAGCGGUGAUUGCUUUGCAUGGUUAGCGGUGAACAGCUGCUAAAACUACAUAAAAAGCAAGAUCCAUUGAAACAACAGCAAUCAAGAGUUCCAUAUGAAAAGCAGUGUCUGAAAAUAACAGCUGAAAUAGAUAACAUUCGGCUACCUACCAAAGGAAGCAGUGAUGGUGCCUGGUGCAUUUCCAUUUGGCAGGGCAUCCCAUAAAAUCAACACUGUGUCAAAAAUAGCUGUGUGCCCUGUACUCAACAUAUUUGGGAUCAACCUUCCUUAAUUUAGUGCCCUGCAGAUGUUGGAAUCCCAACUUCCAUCAGAUGCAGCCACCAUGGCCAUUGGUCAGGGAUGAUGGAAGGUGUAGACCAGUGAUGGCCAAACAUGGUCCUCCAGCUGUUUUGGGACUACAAUUCCCAUCAUCCCUGACCACUGGUCCUGUUAGCUAGGGAUGAUGGGAGUUGUAGUCCCAAAAAUAGCUGGAGGGCCAAGUUUGGCCAACAACCUCUGGAGGGCACCAGGGUUGCAAACGUUUGCUUUAGGUGAUCAGGGAUAUGGAGAAGGCCAUUCAAAGAAGAUAUAGAAUGUUGGGGGAGCUGAUUAAAUAACCACUUCCCUUUCAGAUCCUGAAUUCACAUGGGAAAUGUAGCAGCAUCAGGCUUUCUUUGGCAAAAUUUAGAUGAAGGUCACUUGCACACACAACAGUGUAGAAGAGUUUGGAUUUGAUAUCCCGCCUUUCACUCCUUUUAAGGAGUCUCAAAGCGGCUAACAUUCUCCUUUCCCUUCCUCCCCCACAACAAACACUCUGUGAGGUGAGUGGGGCUGAGAGACUUCAAAGAAGUGUGACUGGCCCAAGGUCACCCAGAAGCUGCAUGUGGAGGAGCGGGGACGCGAACCCGGUUCCCCAGAUUACAAGUCUACUGCUCUUAACCACUACACCACACUGUACUUUAGAAUGUAUGAAUUUGUGGCUUAAUUUCCAAACAUCUCCAAACUGUGUGGUUGUUAAUGAAAAAUGAAUCUUGAGUCUUUGAGAGGAAAUAAAAUCUUGAAAGAGUAAGAUAUAGAUGGACAUGAAAAGAGUUGCUUCCCAUAUAAAAAAUGGGUAAAUUAUGGGUAAGGUGGCAUCUUCUUGUCCUGCAGACCCAGAGCAGUAGCUGUUCCUGAUCAGAGUCCCUACAGCCAAUAUUAUAGCCAGGCAUGUCUCUGGAGUGCUGAUUGGUUGCCUGGACAAGGAUGCACCUGAUCCUGAAAGGAUACAUGACGGUCUGCUUUGAGGAAUCAAGAUGAAGAUUAUACUGCAGGGCCUUGUUUACAAGCCCUUUCCAUCAGUAAUUUGUCCACAUGCCUCACUCAUUAAUUAUAUGUACUUCUUUCUAUGCCAAGUCCACCAAACUACAAUGUUCUACAUAUUUCCUCGAUAUCACUGAGCUACACUGACUCCUAAAGUGAUUGUGAUUUUCAGGCCUUGAUAUUGGAGAUAGCUUAUUGCAUCCACCUAUUAGUCUGUGCAGUUUUUGUUCCAGCCUUUGCAACUCUGCUUGAUGGUUAUACGCAAACACCACCAUAACAGAUAUUUAUGCAAAUUGUUCUGCACUCCUUUCUAAAAUACAUUUCUGUAUUCUCAAUAUUUCUCAACAUCUUCUUGGUUUGACAGGUGCCUAUCUUGUGCCAUAUUUAAUUUUGCUGCUGGUCAUCGGGAUACCGCUUUUCUUCUUGGAGCUUUCAGUGGGUCAGAGAAUUCGGCGUGGAAGCAUUGGAGUAUGGAAUUAUAUCAGCCCCAAGCUUGGUGGAAUUGGAUUUGCAAGCUGUGUAGUAAGUACUGCUUGCGUAGUAAGUAAUGUGACCUAUUUCCCAAGCCUUAGUGCAUACCGUGAGUUUUCCAAAUACCCUUUCAUUUUAAAAAGGAGCUAAUAUGCUGAAGGAUUAGCUUUGUGAUUUGCAGAGUACCUAAGAUUUAUAUAUUAAAACUAAGGAAGGGAUCUGUCUCAGUGCCCACAUAACUAUGAAACUAAUUAGCUGGCAUGCCACUUGUUUAGACUACAGAAGCCUCCCCGAAUUUGUGCCCUUCAGAUGUUUUAGGCUAUAACUCUCAUAAUUCUUGGACAUUGUCAAAGCUGCAUGUGGUUGAUGGGAACGGUAGUCCAAAACAAAUGGAAGCGGCAGGUUGGGGAAGGCUGGCAUAAGCAGGUAAGGUGCUAAAGAAUUUAUCUAUUUAUAUACCACUUACAUGCCCAAAUGGCUUCUAAAGUGGUUUACAAGUAUAACACCAAUUAUAAAUUCCAUACAUAACUAAAAUACACAGUAAAACAAGCCAGUUAACCAUUAAAACAGUUUAAAAAAUACUAAAACAAUUCGAUCAGGAAGCUCAAGUUCAGGGGAAGGCUUGCCUAAACAGGUGUGUUUUCAGGAGCUGGUGGAAUGCCAAUGCUGAUGGCACCUCUCAGCAAGAAGGGGAUAUAACUUUAAAACAGAGGAAAUGCACAUAAAAUGUUUGGAAUCUGCAGAUGCCGUCUAUCUUUUAAAGUGUGUUACCUGGCCAUGCAAUCGUUAUAUAGAUUGAAAAUCUCUUUUAGCUCCUUGGUUUGUGCUGAGGCAAAAAGCCAGUGGCAGAGUGGAGACAAAGGGAGAGUAACAACUGUAAUUUUACUUCUGUAUCAUAGGCUAGUAUGUAUACAUUUCCAUGUACCCCUUCCUGUCCUCUAUCUAGGCAAGCAAGGAUAUCCAGCUAGGAAGGGGGGGGGCACUUAGGAUUUGAAGCAGGACCAGUGAGGUUUGUUGUUGGGGAGAGUUUGUUUAGUCAAGAGGAGAAUUCUGACUGCCAGACAGAGUGGUUUGGGGGCUACAUUUAGCUCCUGAGCCUGAGGCUUCCCACCCUUGUGGUACACUGUAAGCUCAUGACUUAGGCCUGGCCCUGCCACAAGAUGUGAUGAAGUGACUUGCUUCAGGCAGCACCACAGCAGGAGUGUGUUUAAAUCAGUCACUCCCAAACGCAGCCCUCCAGAUGUUUUGGGCCUACAACUCCCACCAUCCCUAGCUAACAGGACCAGUGGUCAGGGAUGAUGGGAAUUGUAGUCCCAAAACAGAUGGAGGGCUGAGUUUGGGGAUGCCUGGUAUAAAUGAUGCAUCAAGACUUCAACAUGUUCUUUCUGAAGUUGGUGUUUGUUUCUGCAUCAGAUAAUAGAACUUGGCAAUUAGAGAGCCAUGUUAAAAAUGUUAUUUUCUAUGCCAAUACUAGGAAAAUUGCUUCUGAAAAUAUUUUACUUUUCCCACAGGUAUGCUUUUUUGUGGCCCUAUACUACAAUGUCAUCAUUGGAUGGAGUUUGUUUUACUUUUCUCAGUCCUUUCAGCACCCGUUGCCAUGGGACCAAUGUCCUUUGGUGAAAAAUUCUUCACAUACUUGUAAGCAUCUAGUGUAUUAACCUACCUUCCUUCCUUCCUUCCUUCCUUCCUUCCUUCCUUCCUUCCUCCCUCCCUUCCUUCCUCCCUUCCCCUCCCUUCUACCCUCUGUUAGAAAACAUUUUAUAAGUUUUAAAAAUGCUACAGAGUACAAAAACCAAGCAAACUAAAGAGGAAAUCACUGAAAGCAAAUAUUUCGGUCCAAAACCCAGUGAAUUGUUUGCUGACUCUCUAGCAUUUAGAUUAAGAAUAUCUGAGCACCGCAGCACUUAUGUUUUGUAUAACCAUGCUGAACUGGAAUGUUUCAUAUUGUUAAAUUAAGUUAUUGAUCCUUCCCCAAAAUACUGCUUUUCCAGUAUGAUUCUUAGCAAUAACACUUGAUAGCUAGCAUAAACAAUGUUAUAAUUUAGAAAGGGGGGAAAAUCCAUAAUAUUUCCAGAGGUUUUUUUAGUUAGUGGUCUAACUCUUUUAUUUUGACAUAUAGACACUUUAAUUGAUUUCCUUGUGCAUUUAGUUGCUCCUUGAUUCAAUUUCCCCUUAUUGGGAGUUUUAAAACUCAUAGUACUGGAAAGGAAACAUUUCCAUUUGUUUAGUUUGGCAGAGAUACUUAUGGUAGAUUUUGUAUGUUAUUGUAACAGAGUAUUGUACAUAUAUAUGUAUAUAUAUAUAUAUAUAUAUAUAUAUAUAUAUAUAUAUAUGUAGUAUCUGGCAUGCCAGAAAAGCAAAAUCAAAGAAUUAUGAUAUGGUAGAGUUUGUCUUAAAGAUGACACUUUCUGAACAUCCACAGUGGUCUUUUUUGACUUGGCCUGACACUAGCAUCUUCACUGCCCAUACUUGGGAACCACCUUCAAAUGCCACUUUGAACUAAAUCCAGGGAAUGUUAUCACACAUUUAUGAAUGUUGUAAGAACAUGACAGCUUUGAUCUGAGAAAAGUACUGUGAAUCUCGAAGGUGACAGUCCCAGAUCUUGCCUCUGGCAGGUCACAUCAACCAGUUACGUUGACAGGAAUCAAAUGAGGUGGAAAGAUUUAAUUUUUUCUUAGUAUUAUACAGUCAUACUUUGGUUCUCGAACGGAAUCCAUUCCAGAAGUCUAUUUGACUUCCAAAAACAUUUGAAAACCAAGGCAUGGCUUCUGAUUGGCUGCAGGAGCUUCCUGCACUCAACUGGAAGCCACAGAAGCUGAGUUGAACGUUCGGCUUCCAAAAAACAUUCGCAAACCGGAACACUCACUUCCAGGUUUGCGGCGCUCAGGAGCCAAAACGUUCGAGUCACAAGGCAUUCGAGAACCAAGGUACGACUGUACUUGUGAUUAUGUUUUUCAUAUUUUAAACAUUAUUAAAAUUGUUUUAAAUAUGGAAGAUGCUAUGGAUUUUGAAUUGUGGCUAAAAGGGAGGAUUCAACGAGUGAAUUCCAUUAGUGGAAGCCCUGUGCAAGAGCUUCUGCUUUUGCAGUGGGGCUUCCACUGCACCCCAAAAAUCGGCUCAGGGGGCAGGAGAACCCCAAAACAUAAUGUAAGGGGGAAAGAGGAGGAUCAUUCCAUCUGAUAAGCCAAAACACUUGCUCUGACGGAAUGAUCACCUUAUUGUGACAUUGAAUUCCAGCCAAUGAUUUUAUUAAGUAAGUAAAUAAAUAAAAAUAUGGAUCUGACUCAGAAAUACAGUACAUGUUUUGCAAAACAUGAUUUUAACCCAGGAGUCACUUGGAUCCCACUGAUCAGGGGAUGACCCAAAUGCCACAUGUCCCGGUUACAUAGGCCUGCAUCACUGGUUUACAGAAUGAUGAGCCUGAGAUACCUGUCAGUCUCAGCUACAUUAUCCCAGCAUAUAGGCUGGGAUUUUGAUCUCAGGCUUCCUGAGGACUGGUUUCUUUUACCUAUGUUACACCAAAUGUUAAGAGCUAUAACAUUCAAGCAUCUCUUCUCGGCUCUUGGUCAUCUGCUGCAUCAACAUUUAUCGCUCACUCUAAUGGUUUGUUUGUUUUUAAGGUUUUAGUGCAGUACACAGGAAUAGAGAUAGUCACAUCUGUUCAGAAAAGUCUCUACUAAAUCCACUAUGAAUGUAAGCCCAUGCAGGAACAUAACAGGAAUUUCCAAGCUGGAGUCAAAGUCCUUAAAAGUUCAAAAUUCUGAAAGCAGAAACAGAAUAAUUGAUUAACUUUUUAUUUAAAGUUUCUCCAGGGUCAGGGUUAAAAGAUACAUUCUAAAUUUACUUGGCUAAUUUUAAUAGUAGCAUUUGUAUUGUUUUUGACCGAAACAAAAAGGUGCAGGUUCUGAAACAUUUUUGUGUAAUGUGCUGCAUAUUUCCUGUUCCUCUAUCAACAUUUACACUAAACACAUAAAUAAGGGUAAUUGAAUGUCACACUAAUUAUUUCCUUAUUCUAUUUAUUCAAUUUUCCUAAACAUUAAGCAAAAAAAAAACACAAAAAAUCAAAAUAACAAAAACCAAGAGAACAAUUGAAAUACUUGUGAAUAAUCAGACUAUAUUAUGUCUACUUUUAUAUCCAUGGGAAUUAGGCAAUAACUCAUGGCCAUAAUGAAAUAAUUCCAUUCUGGCAUAUCAUGAAGCAUAAUAGAAUGCAAUCUAUCUCUAGGCUUUAAUUAUCUCCUGGUGACCACAUGCCUUGAUCUCCAAAUAAUAAGAGAAACAAAUCUUAAUUGCAUUUCUAAUAAUAUUUUUUCCUUUGCCUGAAGCAAGUAUACCAGCAACCUUGAAAGUUGCCUUGACAGUUUGUUGCACAAAUUUUCGUUAUGAGAUACAUGAUACUUGCUAGCUUGGUGUUACGUCUCAGUACUCAAAUGUUCCCAGCGCAAACAGAGAUUAUGGUUACUGUAAAGUAACAGACUUUCCUUCUCUAAAUAACUUGACAUUAAAUACAUAGUUUCAGGAAGAGGUUUUUAAAAUUGACUGCACUCUGCCCUUUGCUUAAUUCAGUGGCAAAGCUCACAUUUAUGUGAUCAUAGUAGGAUCACAGCCCUUGGCUAAGUUCCUUAUUCCAGGGGAUCUCAACUCAGGUCUCGCUGAAUGGGAAUUCCCUGCAGGAACAGAGUUCAAGAAUAUAGUACUAAAAGAAUAAAUACAUUUUAAGAACCAUUUACAUUUAUAUAAACACUGUAUCAAGUUUCCGAUGUACAGGAUUCUCAUAUUCUUGACAAAAGUUGCAUUGUGGAAUUUUUAAGUCUGCAGUACCUAUGCACAGUUGCUUGGGACACAGUCUCAUUGAACCCAAUUGAACUUAUUCCUAAAUAAACAUUUAUAGGGUUGGACUUUGACAAAGUCUGAUAUAGUUCUUGUUCUAGUUCAUGCAUCAUUUGUAAAGCACUAUAUAUAUGGAUGACGCUACAUUGCUGUUGCUAAUAGUUGUAGUGGUGGUGUAAUUGAAAGGAAGUCCGAUGGAGUGUACAUGUCUUGCUGUUCAACAAGUAAAUGAAUGUAGAAACUCUUCUCAAGGUCUUGUUUUAGUAGCAAGAUUUUAAAAAAACACUUAUUAGAGAAUUACAGUAAUGCCUGUUUGUCAUGAUCACAGUCCCAUAGUAGGAAGACAUUGCUUUGGAGAACAGGGCUCUUGGAUUGAUUGAUUGAUUGAUUGAUUGAUGGAUGGAUGGAUUGAUUGCAUUUCAAUCUUGCCCUUCCCCUCUAAACUAAGGGUGGAAAACAGCAGAAUAGCAAAGUAAUGCAAUUUCCCCCCAAAAACCUUCUAAAAAUUAAAUUAUUUAAAAACAUUAAGAACUUCUAGAGCUAUUUAAAAAGUUCUGCAGAAGAGGGAAUUAUAGCAGCUGCAGCUUUCCUCAUUACUACAUUACAAAUUGUAUGUGCUAAUCCCAUUUUUUAUAGAUCCCUUAAAAGUACUAAUUCCAGAUAUGAGGCAGGGCCCAGUCAAACCAUCCUUUGGUGGGCUCCCUUCCUCUGUCAAUGGGCCCUCACACAUUUGUCUGCACAACACUGAGCAGUUGACUGACGACACCUUUUUCAUUCCCCCCAUGCUUCAGAAUAAUGCCUUGUCUGGUUCACCAUGGAAACUUACAAGUGUCUAGAUCCUUUUAAUCAACACUGCUUAGGUUUGGACCAAGAAAAAAUAGAUAAAGGGGAGGUGGCAGAGCAGGCAUUGGGGGUGGGCCCUGGCAACUCCCCUCAAAACUCUAGGUGCUGAUAUUGGUCCUGGGCACCAGUGAUCUCUUCUCCUGUGUGCCUUGUCAGUUUACGAUAUGGACAUAUUCCAUGAAGGCUAGAAAUUAAAAACAAACACAACUCCCACCUGUCCAAGAUAGAUUACCUGCAGAUGUGGUGCUGUACUGAUUCAAAAGAAUGGAAAAAACCAAAGCACUUGACCUGCAUUUUCCAAUGUGUGUGUCUGCAUAAGCCACAAGUGGCAGUACCAUGUUAACAAACUAUAGGAAUUAGAAUGCUUUGUAGAACUGUCUACAUGUUGCUUUCUAUUUAGGAUCCAAUUAAUAUUUUAGAUUGCCUUUUCCUUUUCUGAUCAGUUGUGGAGCCAGAGUGUGAAAAAAGCUCUGCAACAACGUAUUACUGGUACAGAGAAGCACUCAAUAUUUCUAGCUCUAUCUCAGAGAGUGGAGGUCUAAACUGGAAAAUGACGAUCUGCUUGCUGGCUGCUUGGGUUAUGGUGUGCCUAGCAAUGAUUAAAGGGAUCCAGUCUUCAGGCAAAGUGAGUAGUUCCCUUUUUGUUUUCUUUAAAACUGAUUUAAGUCUUCUUCACAUUUGCCACCUGAAUUCUUCACCACCACACCCUUUUGUCUAUCCUCCCAUAAAGUUUGCAUGGAAAGGCUGGCAGCUAUGACUCACCAUGCUUUUCUGUAAUCUCUCCAGUGGAGAAAUGUUGGUACAUCAACAUUAAGAUCGUAGUCUAUUAAAUACAGAAACCAUACUUGGAUAAAAAGAGAGGGAGUGUUGCGGUAUGAGAACCUUUGUUUUGUUUUCAUUUGCCAUAGAUAAUUCUUAUAAUUGCAUCUUGGUGCAUAAUUAAAAAAGAAAAAGGAAGAAAACACAACAAAGAAAUGGGAUUUGUAGUUGGCUUUCUCAGGAUGGAUUUCUGUUUCUGGAUCUGGACUGCGUCCAUGAAGCAAAUUGCCAGGCCAAGUGUCAAAGAUUAAGUGUUCAGGAUGUCAAUGCCCAAAGGAGACACCUAAAAGGAAGACAGGGAACCACAUGCUAGACUGUGAUUCUUCAUGUGGUCUGCAAGUGGAGAAAUGGACAUUAAAAAGCAUUUGAUGACACCAAUUGUGUAUGGGAGGCUUGUGAAAAAUGAGAGCCCAGAGCAGCAGAGGCAUUGGAUGAGGCAAUGGAUAGAGGCCUUGUUUUCAGAGGCAUGGUUGCUCUGGAAGAAAAGCAGAAGCAGUGGAGAUGUGAGUUCAGCACUGGAGCCAGAGCUAACAACAUAGGGCACAAAGGGAAGCAGAGGGUCAAGAUGAGUAGAAGCUCCAGCAGCAUUUGCACACAAAAAUGUCCAGCCCUACUGCACAUUUCUCAUUGCACAUUCCAUGCAACCAUAAUAUUCUGGGGAUCAGGGUAAGAAUGAUAAAAUUGAUCUGAAGAUAAUUUCAUACAGAGUGACCCUCCACAGUCUAUGCACCUACUUUUCCUCUGCCAUUUGCCAGUUUCUAAAUUGCUAAUACACAUGCCUGAUGUUUGAUCCAUCUAUGACUGUUUUGGAACAUGUGACAGUUUACUUAAAGGAUUGGCUUUUUUGGGAGUUUCUAUUGCAAUAGGAGAUGCAGGGGGAGGGGUGCUCUUUAUGGAAUGUGCAGAUACUAUCCUUUCUUUGAUGUACUUUUGCUGUGACAUGUCCCAGAUUGAAGAUAGGAGUUUGCCAAGGAAGUCAUACAUACCCUGCCCUGAUUCUUCUUUCUGCAAGUGGUCCUGACUCACCAGUCAAAUGAGUGAUGUCUUCACAGAAUGAGUUGGGUGAAAAUACUCACAUGGGAACUCUUGUCAUGGCCACCUUCCCUUAGGGCUAGAGGACUGAGUCAUGCCAGAAUGUGGUAUAAUAAAACUCGUGGCAAAUAAAAGCAGAUUAUUAUUAUUAUCAUUUUUCACAGGGUGCUUCAGAUAAGCACAAUUCACUGGGAAAUUCUCUUUCACAAGCUUCAUUUUUAGUGGAACUUACACAUUAUGAGUCCCUCACAGAUUAUUCCAUUAGAUCCAAGACUCAUGACUGUACAAUGCAAUCUAACUUUCAUGGGACUAAAUCCCCAUGUGGGGAUGUAUGCUAUUGCACAUCCCUACAAAUUCAGCUUCUCAAUUUCAUCUUCCCAGAUUAUUAGUUUAUAUAUGAGAUUGUGGUGGAACAGUUGCUAAACUCUUAUUUCAGCAGUAAUAUAACUUCUGGUGCAGAAAUGGUUUCCUAUUAUGACUGUUAUUAUUUUAUUUUCUUAACUAAAAUAUAGCCAGUACAAAAUUGUUGUUGUUGUUUUAUGAUGAUGAUGAUAAGACUCGAAAGGCAGACUUUUUAAAUAUCUUUUUACCAGGUGGUAAUUAUAAUAUCAAGUUUCUUCCCACUCCUUCCAUCCUCAGAGUCACAAGAGCCUUAACUCCUAAAUUCCCUGUUUGUAACACAAAGCAGAGUUAAAGGACUUCAGCUCAGAACAAAAUCCUUAGUCACAGUCUUGGAUCCAAAGCUUCCUUCCCUGACAGAAGGCAUCCUACUGUUGGAACAAGAUUCCCUCCAUUAAACAAAGGAAAAUUGGGGCCACAUCUGCAGGAUACAUUUAAAGCACCAUGAUAUCACAUUAAACAGCCAGAGCUCCACCCACCUCAGCCCUGGGAAGUGCAGUUUGUUAAGAGUUGCUAGGAAACCCCCUAUUCCCCUCUCAAAACUAUAAUUUCCAAAGUGGUUCAUUAAACCCUUCCUCCAGGGAACUCUGGGAAUUGUAGCUCUGAGGGAAAUAGGGGGUCUCCUUACAAUUAUCAGCAUCCUUAACAAGCUACCGUUCCCAGGAUUCUUAGGGGGAACCCAUUACUGUUAAAAUGUUAUAAUAGUGUUUUAAAUGUAUGGUGUGGAUGUGGCCUUAGAUUUAACCCAGAGGCUCUUGUGUGCCACCCUUUGGAUGUGUAUUGCUUUCCCAUCUCAGCAACAAUUUCCUUUCCCUUCCUUGUAUUAACUGUCACUACAAUUUACAUGUGCACUGAAGUAAACCCUAGUAAAAUGCAAACAUUGUUCCCUCAUAACUACAAUGCCCCACUUUGAACCAUGAUUCCAAUCCCUCAGGGAGUGAUGGUUUAUUUUAGCCCUGGUUGUUAUCCAUCUAGCAUGAAAUAACUCUAGAAAGGGAAGAAUGGGAAGGAAAAGGGGUCAAGGGGCACAUUCCUGGUGUUCACUCCCAAUGUGCAAAUUGUGCUUUACAUGUAUGUUGAUGUGCUGAAUACAACGCAAGGAUCCUCCUUUUCCUGUUGAGUAUUUGAAUAAAGUUGGAGCCUUGGUCAGAAAACAAGGAGUUGUUGCAAAUAAUGCAUUGGUCAAAUACAUGGCCAAAUCACUAAAAUGCAUUCAUAUCCUUUCAUGUUGAAGUCCCUUUCUUAAUAGCACCGCAAGUGGCACGGUAUACUUCAAAGUGUUUCAAAAUAUUUCUUACUUCACAUGAUUUGUUUCUUCUGAUAAACAAGAGCAAGCUAUAAUUCUGCAAUUCUUCAGAUCUCUGAAGCAAGCACACAAUGCCAUGACGGGCUUUGGGAAUGUCAGAUGACCUUAGGUUUCUGAAUGCACUGCGGAUGUGGUUAGACUGUGGAAGACAAGGGCCAUUAAUGGGUUUUAUUUUAACAUUCCUUUCGUAUUUUUCAGAUAAUGUACUUUAGCUCCCUUUUCCCUUAUGUGGUACUUAUAUGCUUUCUAAUCAGAGGGCUGCUCUUAAAUGGAUCACUGGAUGGCAUUCGUCACAUGUUUACACCUAAGGUAUGUACUUGGUUUCUGCCUAUUAUGUUUGAUUGCUUUUGACAUUCGUUUCAUGCCUGAAUAGUUUGCAUGAACUCUUGUUUCAAGAUCAGAUUAUAUUGCAGUUAGGUGGAAGAAGUUAACUGAGUUGGUGUGUAUCUGCUGUACAACAUAAGCUCCAUUAACAAAAAAAUAAAUAAAAAUCUCAUCCUUUUUACACUAUUCAAACCAAGGCUGUGUACACACUACCAUUUACUCUGCAUCAAAUACACUCCCAUCACUGGUUUGGGAAGCAGUGUAUAUGUGAUGUUAGCCACAAUCUAUAUCUAUCCUGCUAUAUUGUCCUUUUAAAAAAAAUAAUAAUGAGGUACUGCAUUUUGAUGCAUUCCCCACUUAAGAGUUUAGAUCUGAAUUGAGAAAAGGAACGGCCUAGUUGUGCUUUAAGCUGGUAAUGUCUACACUGCCAAAAUCUCAGCCCACAGGGAAUAGGGACUUUUCUAUCCAGUUAGCACUGUCUGCACAGCGACUUUAUUCACACCCAUUCUAGUGGUGCGGGAUCACACAACAGGAAAGCUGCUUCGUGUGUGUGUGAAACCUACUUCAGAUUACAACCUCCACUUCUUCCAUAAACGUAUCCAGUCAAUCUGAUUGAGAUUAUAUAGUAGGGUAGCAUGGGGUAACUAAUCCAACAUUCAACAGUCUUGAAUAUGGUUCUACAGACAGUUGCUUAUGCCAGGCAUGGUCAUUCACCUCUGGUACAAAGUGCUUCUUGUGCUAGGGCUGGACAAAGAUUCUAAGAGGGGCAUAUCAAAAGUGACCCACAGCAUGACCCAUAAAACACAAAGCCUCUGCCUCCAUGCAGUACCCUCUUGGAAAAUUCCCACUCAACAAUUGAGAGCCAGUGUGGUGUAGUGGUUAAGAGCGACAGACUCGUAAUCUGGGGAACCGGGUUUGCGUCUCCGCUCCUCCACAUGCAGCUGCUGGGUGACCUUGAGCUAGUCACUCUUCUUUGAAGUCUCUCAGCCCCCCUCACCUCACAGAGUGUUUGUUGUGGGGGAGGAAGGGAAAGGAGAAUGUUAGCCGCUUUGAGACUCCUUAAAGGGAGUGAAAGGCGGGAUAUCAAAUCCAAACUACUCUUCUUCUUCUUCUUCUUCUUCUUCUUCUUCUUCUUCUUCUUCUUCUUCUUCUUCUUCCUUUUCCCAGCGUCCAUCUCAUAAUUUCACUCUCCACAACGGCUGCCCCACCUCAUCUUGGCCAAUAAGGAUGUAAUCUUUUAUUUAUUAUAUUUCAAUACCCAAGAAGUUCAAGGUAGCAUUCAUGGAUCUGCUCCCUAUACCAUUUUAUCCUCAGAACAAUCCUGUGAGGUAGGCUGAAAGGUAGUGACUUGGCCAUGUUCACCUUGUGGCCAAUGACUGACUGAACUCCCCUGAUCAUAGCGUGAGUGGUUUCAUAUUUAGUUUAGAAUAUGGAGGCUUCCUGCAUCAUUCAUGAAACAGGUUUAGCGUGUCAAAAUCCACUCAAACAACAAUCUCAUUGACUUUGCCAAAGGUCAAGUUAUGCUCCCACAUUACAUACAUUCUAGAAACAUUUUCUCUUAAUUUACUGUAUUUAUUGAAGAAAUCAGGAGUUUCAGUUGCACUGUUUAGAAGCCACAUGUGCCUCACAACUCAGUUUCGUGCUUAUUCACCUACGUGCGCACACCCCUGCAUAUGCAAAGGCUUACGUGUUCUCUGUCCUGUAACAAAGUGGGUUAAUGUGAAAGCAUCAGGUAGGAUCAUAGAAUUGGAAGGGACCCCAAGGAUCAUCUACUCCAACCCUCUGUAAUGCAGGAAUCUCAUCUAAAGUAUCCAUGGCAGAUGGCCAUCCAACCUCUGCUUAAAAACCUCCAAGGAGGACGAGUCCACAACCUCUCUAGGGAGACCAUUCCACUUCCACAGUCCAGAAGAGGACUGCGUGAUAAAAUGAUGGCAAGACUCUAGAGCAGGGCACCUGUAGCCCUCCAGAUGUUGCUGGCCUACAGUCUUCCUCAUUCCUGAGCAUUGGUCAUGCUGGCUGGGGCUAAUAUGUGCCCAACAAACUCGAGGGUCACAGGUUCCCCACCUGUAAUCUGGGAAUAAGGCCCAUUGAACACAGUGGAGCUUACUUUGAGCAGACAUGAAUGAGGUUGCACUGGAAAUCUUGUCCUGUUGGGAAGUUAUAAAAUCUACUUGUGUGUUCAAAUGGUUGGUUUUACUCGCUAUCUUCUAGUUUCUGUUGUGGAAAACUCACAAGUCCUUAGUCAAGAUCAUUCAUACAAAGUAGCCACAAGUGUCUGUUAAAAAGACACUCCCUUCCCUCUAGGUAGGUAGAAGACUGGGAGCAUUACUCAUUUCUUAAUGAUGAAAAACUAAGCCAGAGAAUGAUUAAGAGAUUUAGGAAAAGUCACACGGGAAGUCUCAAGCCGCAGCUGGAUUGAACUGAGAUCUUGCUAAUCCCUCUGUAGAUGGGAACCCCUGACAGUAUAUAAGAAUUUUUUUCUUUCACAUUUUCUGUGCACACCUUAAACAAGUAGUUUUGUGUGGACAGGUUUACAGAGAAGUAAUGGUCUUUUGGCAGACAGAGCCGAUCGCAAAAUCCAUUGGGUAAACUGCUUCCUUGACAAAAUGCUGCUUUUCCUUCUAGUUUCUUAUGAUUACAUUUAGAUCCCACCUUUCCACCAAGGAGUUCAAGGUAGCUCCUUCUCCCUCUCUUCAUUUUACCUCUCCAUUGUCUUCAAGAAGGAGAGAAAGAAAGAAUGUUUCUGACAUUUUGCUGCUUGCCCCCACAAGGGUCAAGCAAACAAAAGUUUGCAAAAGAAAGAAAGAAAACAAAAAAGCCUUGGUGAGCACUUGCAAAGCAACCUCUAUCACCACCCCUUCAAUUCCUCUGCCCCAGGGCCCAGAAACCUGGAGCCUAACUACAUGUGACAUUAAAGAUGUGAUUAGUGGUAAUAACAAUAACAAGCAUGGUGUAUCAAGAUUGCUGGGAGGGGAUAUUUAAGCCUAUAGUGAUAAUGGGAGCCCCUCCCUAAUUUUAAUUGCAUAGGAGGCAGGAGGAUUUCAUGAGGACUCUAGAUAGGGAGGGAAGGUUUAAACCAUUCCUCUAAACUUCUCUGUGUGCAGCAACUCCUCCAUGCUUGGUAUUUUUGUGUGUGCACAAUAUCUCUGCCAAUCAUAGCAGCUAUGUCACAUGUAGCUGGGCUUUUACCUUCUGAAAAAGUAAAAGAAGAUAGACGCAGUGGGCCACCUCCUUCUCAUGUCCCAAGGGUGAGCUUGUAGGCCUUGGCAUUGCCAGAAGGUGAAGAGACAAGAAUGAAACUAAUCCUCUGGCUCAGUGGCCAGCAAGGGCAGGGAAAUCUGGUCCUCAGGAUCUUCUUCAAAUAUCCACUGCUUUAAGCUGAGACAUCUUCCUAGAGGGGCUUCCUGGACAUUUUGUAAUGCCAGGUUCCUUGAAGUCAUCUCAACGCAGGCUAGUCACAUCAGGGGCAAAAUCAGAAGCCAAAAUUUGGUGCCUCCCCUGCCUCUCACCUUCCAUUUUGCUCAGUUCACUACAUCAUAGUUGUAGCGCACUGAGGCAUCUCUUAGAACUGGUCAUACUGCCCUAAACUUGCUUCUCAUCGCAUUUAAAGGUAAAGGUAAAGGACCUCUGACAGUUAAGUCCAGUCGCAAAUGACUCUGGGGUUGUGGCGCUCGUCUUGCUUUUAGGCUGAGGGAGCCGACAUUUGUCCACAGACAGUUUUCCAGGUCAUGUGGCCAGCAUGACUAAACUGCUUCUGGCGAAACCAGAGCAGCACAUGGAAAUGCCGUUUACCUUCCCGUUGGAGUGGUACCUAUUUAUCUACUUGCACUUUGACAUGCUUUCAAACUGCUAGGUUGGCAGGAUCUGGGACCGAGCGAUGGGAGCUCACCCCGUCGCGGGGAUUUGAACCGCCAACCUUCCAAUCGGCAAGCCCUAGGCUCAUUGGUUUAGACCACAGCACCACCCGUGUCCCCUCAUCACAUUUACCUAGGACCAAAUUCCAUUAAACACAAUUGCAGUAGACGUAGACAGGACUUCACUGUAAACACAAACAUUAAUCCUAACUGUGAAACUAUUGGUCCAUCUAGAGUUAAUGUCAUCUACUCUGACUGGCACCUGCUGUCCAGGGUAUCAGAUAUCUUGCCCAGCCCUACCCAGGGAUGGCAGGGAUUGAAUUGAGCCCCCCCCCUGCAAAGCUUAUGCAUUCCCACUGAACCAAAUCCACCAAAAUUCUGCACAUGUUCACUCAGAAGUAAUUCUGAUUUGCUUCCAAGUGAGUGUGCUUAUGAAGGUAAUUGUACGUAGGAUGGCACCCUCAAAUCUCCAUUUCUAUCUAUUAAAUGAUGGGGUUAUAAGGCUUGAUAGGUAGGUUCCCCUGAAAUCAGUGAAAAUUACUUAACAUGCAUUUAGGGCAAAAUUGUAGGGAGAGCUUUUCCAAUUACAUGUAGAAUUCCCCAAGCCUUAGUUAGAUUUCUUCAAAGCAGUGGGCAUGUAGAAGGAUGACAUCCCAGUUAACCUCCGGUGGAAAUUCAAACAGAAUGAAGUAUGUAUAUUUAGCACCAUCUAGUGAGCAAACUUUGCCAUAACUGUACGGUGAUGCUUUGCCUCACCUGUGGCACUGUGUAGUGUUUCUAUGGAGAAAGUUUCCUGUCUAAAUGUUUUUAAUUAUACUUUAUAGUACAGAAAAAUCUCCUUUUACCUGUGGAAAAGAUUUAGGAGAUUAUUUAGAAAGUUUUGUAAUGCUGAAACAUUUGCUUUUAAUAGAAAUCAUAAUGCCUAAUAGAGAUGUAAAUAAUGGAACAAUGGUUUGUUUUGUGACUCUUUAUUUACUAUUAGAAGGCUUAUCUAGAAGGAAAACCUAUUAAACUCAGUAAUACUUUCUUCCAAGCAGGAGUGCAUAGUACUGCAUUAUAGUAAUUCUAAUGACAUCUAAAAUAUAUCUAAAAAUUCACCUUCAUUCUUUAUCUUGCUAAAAAUUUGUUCAGUUGCUUUGAUCUUCAUAGAAGAAAUCUCACAUACUCACAUCAACAUUAGCUGUCCUAGUUUCAUUAUUUAUUUAUUGUAUUUACAUGUGCAAUUUCUAAACCACCCGUCAUCAGUUAUGAUCACAUGGCAAUUUACAGUCAAACACCAGUACAGUAAACCAAAACAAUAAAAUUCCAGUAAUGCUUGGAAAACAGCUCCUGGAAUGAUAGUUUGCCUGUUAUUUUGGCAGCGACGAUAUUUUGCACCCUAUUCAAUUAACAACAUAGAAAUAAUAAUAAUGCAGUAGUGUCUAAAUAUUUUUUUGCUGCUUAUAAACACAGCUGCACAAAACCCUUGUUGACUGACAUUGAUGAAAGCUGUUUUUAAAGUGUGUGUGAUUAGCAAAUAUAUUGAUUUUUGGUUGAUGUAUUUCUUGUGAUGCAUUUUGACCAACCUGCAAUGCAAAAGAAUGAGACAAUGUACAGAAUGCAAAUUCAGUUUGUGGAUUGAACGUUUGAGUGUAAAAAUUAGGGUGCUGGGGGUUUUCUUCCUGGAUUAUUUGUUGCCUCUCCAUUUAGGAGAAAUGCUGUAUUUUGUAGCUGACAUGUAUUGUGUCUAAUUUCAAACAGCUUGAAAUAAUGCUGGAGCCCAAGGUCUGGAGAGAAGCUGCUACUCAGGUGUUCUUUGCCUUAGGGCUUGGAUUUGGUGGAGUCAUUGCCUUUUCAAGCUACAACAAGAGAGACAACAACUGCCAUUUCGAUGCUGUUCUGGUGUCCUUCAUCAAUUUUUUCACUUCUGUGCUGGCAACUUUGGUGGUGUUUGCUGUUCUGGGCUUCAAAGCAAAUAUCAUAAAUGAGAAAUGCAUUAUCCAGUAUGAAUAUUCAUUUCCUUAUCCAUUUUUAUAGUAUAUUUCACUUAGGAAUUCCCACAGCAAUUCUUUGGAUUGAUGGUGUGUAUGCCUAUAUUCCCUUGUGUUUUGCAGAAAUUCCGAGAAGAUUGUCAAUCUUUUGAAUGUCGGCAAUCUGAGCAAGGCUAUUAUACCUCAUCAUAUUAAUUUAUCUAGCAUCACAGCAGAAGAUUAUAAUUUGGUUUAUGAUAUAAUCCGGAAGGUCAAAGAAGAAGAGUUUCCCCUUGGUCUAAAACCUUGCCAGAUUGAAGAUGAACUUGACAAGGUGAGAGUGAUACUUCCAUCUUUGAUGCAAAGAUUACAGACUGUUUUAAUAAUCCUUAUUUUUUUAAAAAAAUAAUAUUUAUUAAUUUUCAACCGUUUAAAGACAACAAAGCAGAAAGACAGAAAAAGAAAGAACAAAAAACACACAAAAAAAGAAAAACAUAAAACUGACAAAGCAAAACACAAACCAUUUCAAACACAAAACAAUUUCAAUGUCUUAUCUUUCAUUCCCUUAUUUCCACGACCUCCUCACACCUCCCUUUUUGUUUCCCACUUCUAUUAAUUAUUUCAGCAAUUCCUUUCCAUCUUCCUCUGUUUUCUAUCCUAUAAUUAUCUUAACAUAUUCUAGCCUUAUUUUCCCUUUAAUACACUAUUAAUCUAUUUAUACUUAAUUCCUUAUAGCAUUUCUACUAAAGCCAUAUAAUUCCAUUCCAACAUUUUUCUAACAUUCAUUAUUUUUACAGUAUUUCUAUAAAAAGUCUUAAACUUUUUCCAGUCUUCUUCCACCAGCUCUUCUCCCUGGUCUCGGAUUUCUGCCAGUCGUUUCCGCCAAUUCCAUAUAGUCCAUCAACUUCAUCUGCCAUUCUUCCCGAAUGGAUAAAUCUUGUGUGUCUUCCAGUACUUCACAAUGAGUAUUCUUGCUGCUAUUGUUGCAUAAAUGAAACAAAUUCUAUCCUUCUUUAACACCAAUUGGCCGACCAUGCCCAGGAGAAAGGCCUCUGGUUUCUUCGAAAGGGUAUAUUUAAAUACCUUUUUCAUUUCGUUGUGAAUCAUCUCCCAGAGUGUCUUAAUCCUUGGGCAUGUCCACCAAAGGUGGACUCUAAUCUUCAAAUUCGUAUGUUUUUCUUUAAGUUCAGUCAUAGCAAGCGUCAACUUAUGUUUAUCCAAUUGCCUCUGUAGGGCUGUUUUAAUAAUCCUUAUUAUAAUCCUUAUUAUAAUCCUUAUUGACUGCAGGACAAUUUUGAUAUUUAUAUAUAUUUUCCACUUCCUAAUAGCUAAUAGCUUUUCUGACUCCAUUGUUCUGCUCCCUCUUUCCUCCUCCUUCUCUCUUCAUUGAUUUUGCCCACCUUAUACAAUAUUUUGACUUGAUUUGCCCCUGUUUUGCCACCCAGGUUUAAUGCUUUGGCUUUCUCCUUGGCAGGCUGUUCAAGGAACUGGUCUAGCUUUCAUUGCCUUUACAGAAGCCAUGACCCACUUUCCUGCUUCUCCUUUCUGGUCAGUGAUGUUCUUCCUUAUGCUGGUUAAUCUGGGGCUUGGCAGCAUGUUUGGAACCAUUGAAGGCAUCACGACACCAAUAGUUGAUACUUUCAAAGUGAGAAAAGAAAUUCUGACUGGUGAGUUGUUACGGAUUUCUUUUCUUCAGUUCUACUUCAUUCUAGGAAAUGUUAACAAUCAAAAUGAUCCGCUUGGAGACAUGGGGGCAGAAAAUUCCAUUUCUACCAACACGAAACAAGUUGCCAAAAUUUUGCAGCCAUAAUUCUUCACAAAUAAAAAGAAACGAGACCUAAUUAUAUUAGGGGUUCCUAUAUUAAAAAGAGUGACAAGUGAGCCACAUAUUCUGAACUCAUAUAUUUGACAGUGGUUUGUUCAGAAACAUGGUAAAGGGUAAAGGAAACAUGGAUAUAUCAUUCAAGGACAUAAUUUAGUACAGAAGCCUGAAAUCUUUCUUUUUCAAAGCAGAGUGCUAUUUUCUCCUGUUCUGAUUACCAUUCAUCCAUUCCUGUACUAUUUAGCUGAAGAGUCAUAUUUCAAUGGUAAGGCAAUUGUUUUUCAUUGCAUAAAGUCCUGGGUUCAAACCCCAGCACCUCCAGGGAGGGCUAGGCAUGCCCCUGGUCUGGAACCCUGUAGAGUCACUGCCAACCUGUGUACACAAUAUUGGACUCGAUGGACCAAUGGUCUGACUUGGCAGCGAGGAGAUACAGUAGUUUGUUUUGUUUCUGAAUGCAGGAGAACCUCUCUUCACAAUUCUGGAUACUGAAACCACUAUCUCUACAUUUGUUUGCUUGUUUGUUGUACUUAUUUAUACAGGGCAAGUCCUUUAAAAGAGGCCCAGUGGAUACAGAGUACACAUGUUCCACAGGGCCUCUUUUAAAAGACUCACCCUGUAGUUACAGUAUUUGUGUCUCUUCAUACAACAUGAAACCAAGCAUAAGAGCAAGAAUAAAAUAGGAACCUAAAAUGCUCAUCCAUAAAUAUAUAUAUAAGGGCAGAUCCAAAUCAAACCCAACCCAUGGCCAAGUUGAGCACGAUCAUUUUUACAGUUAGAGGAGGUACCACAUUCACUUAAUCAUGAAAUCUCCCAUGUCAGGUGUUCACUUCUAGCAUUUUGAGGGGUGUGAGGGUCAGAGUGGGGAAAGGCUCAAGUCCAUUCUCAGUCUCACCACAUCUGGAGGUGAAGGGUAGGGAAGAAAUGAGAGAACAAUCCCCUUGUAUUCCCUUACUUUACAAUAGCCUCUUCCGUGCAAGAAGAAAAGAUACUGUAUCCACUAACCCAAAAAAAUAAUAAUAAUCAGAGAAGCACUGUAUCUAGAAUAUAUCAAGAAUAUGAAUGGAUGUUUGAUAUCUCUUCCCUUAUCUUACUUCUGUGCUUUAUUGCAGUUGUCUGCUGUCUUCUGGCCUUUUGCAUUGGCUUAAUAUUUGUACAGCGGUCUGGUAAUUACUUUGUAACUAUGUUUGAUGACUAUUCAGCCACAUUGCCUUUGCUUAUUGUCGUCAUUUUGGAGAAUAUUGCCAUGUCUUAUGUUUACGGGAUAGACAAGUAAGUGCACAUCUUGAGUUGUUCAUAUAGCUAACAUUGUUGGCAAUUAUGAGCAUCACAAAACCAUACAUUAGCAGCAGCCCACUUGAACUAAUGAUGUUCUUUUUUCUCCACUGCCUCUCCCACUCCAGAUUCAUGGAAGACCUAAAGGAUAUGCUUGGCUUUUCACCAAAUCCGUACUAUUACUAUACAUGGAAAUAUAUCUCCCCAAUUGUUUUGUUAUCUUUGCUGGUAGCUAGCAUUGUCCAAAUGAUAUUAAGUCCCCCUGGUUACAAUGCAUGGAUUGAAGAUAAGGUGAGUGAUGAUUUUUAAAAAGAAACAUGCAUCACCAAUGACUGUAAGUUUUAGGCAUAUAGAGUGCAUAUAUGACCACAUAGAUUCUUUUUGCAUUGUGUUUUAUAAAUGCACACAAAGUGCACAGUGCUGCUAGAUCACUGCAGCAACCUUGUAAAUAACCCUACAAAAAUAAAAUAAACUCUGCAGACAGAUUAAUAGCCUGUAUUUUUAUAGUAGCUGUUGAGAAGGGGACGUUUCUCCUCCUCUGUAGCCAGCAUGGAAACAUAGAACAGGACAUCUUAACAGUCUGGAAAACAGACUUGUGUGAGAGAGAUGGAGUGAUCCAUUCUUCCUCUACUAGCUUACUGUGUUUUAAUGCUUGUUGUGAAGGUAGAGACUUAUCUUCGUCCGCUACUGGCAUAGAAACCAAGAGGACUUGCAAAAGAAUGACAGAAUGAUCUAGAAGGGGGCAUCCACCUGCUCUAUCAGCUUCCUCACUUGCCUGCAUGAAUCCCUUGUUGCCAAUGGCGGUCAGAUGAAUUGUUACAUACAAGGCUAUAUGGCACAAAAAGGGACUUGAUCUAAUUACCCUACAAUUGCAUGAAGGUUGUCUUUUAAGUGUUUUAUUAAUGCUCAUAUAUGUGCAUUGGUGAUGUGGAGGAUGUAAAAGGCCUGUAUUAAUGGAAGGAGCUGUGUGGCAGACUGUGGGCACAUAGUUCACAACUGCACACAGUUUGCAACAUAAAAAAGAACAGAAGAUUCUUAAUGCAUCAAUUGUACUUUUGGGGGGGGGGGGGACAGGGGAAUUUUGGAAUUUCAAAAACCAGGGAGAAAUUUGGAUAAGGAGAAUUUUGGAAACACCUCUAUUUCUGCACUUACAAUUUGGGGAGGAAUUAAUGAAACAACUUAAAAAAGAAAGGUUUCUGAGAGAGCAGUACAAGCCUAGGCUUAAGGAAGGCAGAUGUGCAAAUGAUCUUUCUGAAUUUUUUCUUGGUCUAUGCAGGCGACCGAGGAAUUUCAAAACUACCCAACCUGGGGGCUGAUAGUCUGUGUGUCCUUGAUUGUUUUUGCAAUGCUCCCUGUCCCGGUAGUCUACCUGAUUCGCCGCUGCAACCUUAUCGACGAUAGCUCUGGCAGUUUGGCAGCGGUUUCCUACAAAAGGGGGCGUAUUAUAAAGGAGCCUGUGAAUCUCGAGGGAGAUGACACCAGCCUGAUUCAUGGCAAGAGUCCAAGCGAGGUGCCGUCUCCAAAUUUUGGCAAAAACAUAUACCGGAAACAGACUGGUUCUCCAACUGUGGACACUGCCCCCAAUGGCCGCUAUGGUAUCGGUUACAUAAUGGCAAACAUGUCGGAUAUGCCAGAGUCUGACUUGUAG